AUGUCAGCCAGCGAAGAUACAUCGAGACUGCCUCUCCAUGAGACAGGAACUGAAGAGUCAUACAACCUAUUGUCAAUCGACGGUGGCGGUGUCAAAGGGAUCUCGAGCAUGAUUAUACUCAAAAAAAUCAUGGACAGGGUUCGUGAGAUCGAGAACGGGACAGUGGCCCAGGAGGACAAAGCUAUCAACCCAGAAGAACGAAGACCUGUGGAUUAUUUCGAUCUUGCAGCAGGCACAAGUACUGGGGGACUCAUCGCGCUCAUGCUGUUUCGCCUAAACAUGAAAUGCAGCGAAGUCAUUGCACAAUAUCACAUCCUGGCCAAACAGGUCUUCAGUCCCAGGAUAGGUCGGCUCUCUCUGUAUCGACUUGGUCGUUUCGGAAAGCUUGUCGGGGACCUUUGGAUCAAGUUCAAGAUGCUGACCGGCCAAUCCCAAUUCUCUCACCAGCCGCUGGAAAAGGCCAUCGACACGGUUGUGGGAGCGUUUCCUCUAGAUGACGAUGACAAGGCCAGAAAAGGGGAUGCGGUGCUCAUUAAAAAGAACCGAGGUCAAAUGUUCAUGUGUGCCACGCUCGCCGACAAAGGAGAGAGCAUUCUCCUGCGGAACUACGAUCCUCCAUUUGCGCCUCUUCCUGUGUCUGCCGGGGCUAAGGACCUCAACUUCAACACCAUCAGCAUCAAAGAUGCCGCACGGGCAACAUCAGCUGCACCAACGUACCUCAAGCAAGUCAACAUCCAGGGGCUGAAUUUUUGGGACGGUGGACUGCUCAACAAUAAUCCGAUUGACCAGGUCUGGGACAACAGAUAUGAUCUGGUUGCCCGAGAAUGUCAGUCUCCACACAUCAGAUGCAUUGUGAGCUUGGGCACCACUCAUCCGGACUACAAUCCCAACAAGAAACCACGCGGCCGAAGUAUCUCUGGAUUCUUCAACACUGUGUCCAAGACCGUCGCCUUCGUAACCAACACCGAGGCAAAGCACCGCGAUUUCGAGCGGAACAUGCGCCAGCGCAACCGGCGACGCCCAGACCGGCCUACAGGCUAUUUCCGAUUCAACGCACCCACUGAGAAAGAAGAGAUUGACCUGAGCGAUUACUUAAAGAUGCCCAAGUUAUGCGACUACACGGAAAGAUAUCUGAAUAACUCCGAUGUCGACGGCAUGAUCAACGAGUGUGCGGCAUUGCUUGCGAAAAGGGCUUGA
Molecule: messenger RNA, 1197 nt
Organism: Capronia epimyces CBS 606.96
Lineage: Eukaryota; Fungi; Ascomycota; Eurotiomycetes; Chaetothyriales; Herpotrichiellaceae
Exons: 2
Coding region: 1-1197 (398 amino acids)
Biological process (GO): arachidonate metabolic process
Cellular component (GO): membrane
Source: RefSeq, a predicted model, not a curated record